Molecule: messenger RNA, 494 nt
Organism: Daucus carota subsp. sativus
Lineage: Eukaryota; Viridiplantae; Streptophyta; Magnoliopsida; Apiales; Apiaceae
Exons: 2
Coding region: 1-225 (74 amino acids)
Source: RefSeq, a predicted model, not a curated record
AUGAAAAAGAUUAAAUUUUUAGAUUGGUAUGUUAAGAUAGGUGUUGCAGCAGCCAUUGUUGGUGGUGGUAUGGAGCUUUUCAUGAUCAAAACUGGCUUCUAUGACAAAGUAACUGAGUUGGAAGCAGAGAAAAGAGCUUGGGAAAAUUCCCCCGAAGCCGAAGCUAGGAGAGAAGCUCUCAACCCUUGGAGACACCUUGAUACCCCUGCAAAGAAGAGUUCCUAGUUGCGCUUAUCUGGUUCGUUGUUUCGCUGAAGUCCUUUAUUGAUGCGGUGUGAAACAUAUAAAAUGAAGAGCAUGCUUGAUGGGUCAAAAUUAUAAAAACAGUUGGCCUAGUACUACACUUUUCAAGAUUUAAAUUGUUUUCUUACUGGUAAUCUUAUACUGCCUGAUUAAUCCUUACUUUGGAGGCAAUAUCUAGUUUGCUUGGAAAUUGACUGUCGUGCAGAAUUAUUUUCUCUCAUAAGUCUUGCAAUAUGGAAAUCUGUUUGACA